AUAUAGCCUAUAUAAUUACAUAAAUAAUUAAUGGUUUUAGUUGUAUUGUUAGUUUUAAUAAUAAUAACAAUAACAAAAUGAAAUGAUUCUUACAUAUAUUAUAAUAAUUAAUAUAAAAGUUUUAUUUAAUAAAUAACUGCUAUUAGUAGUAAUGAUUUUAGUAUUUGUAACUGUAAUAAUAAUAACAAAAAUAUUAUUAAAUAAAAGACUAUACCAUAGUUGUUGUCUAGUAGUAGUAUUUUUGUUUUUUGUCUAUUUUGUUCUCCUAUUACAAAGUAUUCCUUUCCAGAAUAGAGAUCCCUCCUCCAAGAUGCAGUUAAGUUCCUCCUAUUUUCAUCCAGCUAAAAGCUGGCUGUUCACACUGAGACUGGCUCAAACACUUUCUCACAGCUGCCAAAAAGACUCAUCUUUGUCUCCAGGAACUAAACAAACACCAUUUGGAAUUCUUCAAACUCUAGUUGAUUGCCUUUACAAAUCAUAAAGGGAAGUUUCAUCAUGGAGAACAGCUUAAGCCAAGAAGCAGAGGAAAAUCUGUGUUUUCAGAGAACACCGUCUCUCAGACGUAAAUGGAGAAAGCGCUACGGAGGCCUGGACGGCAACAAACUGCUGGAGCCAAAUAAGGAGGAUGACACAAGAGAGAAUGGAGAGAUGACAGAUGCCUUCACAAACAGGAACGCAGACCCUGUGAAGUUUACUGCUAAGGAAACAAAAUCCGCAGGGAACAUUCCUCAACAUGUGCCAAGAAAUACCUUUCCAUCCCAGAGGCCAGUCAAUUACGUCUCUCCAGGCUCUACAGGCGUGCCAUCUUUUAUAAGCAACGGAGGCACAAAACGGACAGUACCAGAGCAGGACAAACUUCAAGCCAGCCAAGCAUGGCAACACUUGGGCCGACCGGAGACCCAUCAAGGUCAUUUUAAGAAAAAAGUGGCUGCUGAUGUGCUCUUUGAUAGUUUCGCCUCUGGCGGAAGAGUCAACUGCAAUCAGUUUUUUGAGGCCCUGUGGAGCUCAGGAAUCAUCCGAACAGACCCGCGGAUUAAAGACUGCUACAGCCUGAUGCGGAAGCUACAGGAAGGGGAUGGAACUGUUGACAGGAGCACUUUUCACAGGUGCGUGACAGGCUUUGUGUCUUUCAUCCUGAAGGCAUUGCAGGGAAGAUUUGUCAUUCCAGAUUUCUCUACCUUCACAGAGGAAACACAAAAGCUGUUUAUUAAAUGCAAACAACUAUCUUCUGUGAAGGAGAAAGAAGACGUAAGAGAGAGCAGCGCAAAAUGGGGCAUUUCAGUUUGUACUGUGGAUGGGCAGAGACUUUCCUUAGGAGACUGGGCUGAACCUUGCAUUUUGGGAGAGAUAUCCUGGCCUCUCAUAUACGGCCUCGCGGUGGACCAACAAGGAUCCGACUACGUGCACAGAUUUGUAGGGAUGGAGGAAUAUUCCAAAUACGAGUCUCCAUUUACCCUGACCAAGCAAGGUGUGCCUCACAGUCCGCUGGUUGAGACAGGAGCCAUUAUCUGCACUUCUUUAUUACAGCUGGCAACCAGACCAGUCACUGAGGAAGAAGAAAAGUAUGAGUCUGUUUUGAAUAUCAUCAGAAGACUGUGCAACAAAGAGCAUGCAAACCUAAACUGCACCAGUUAUCAAAACUUGCGAAAAGACAUCAUUCGUCUCCACGCGCUUUCAUUUUUCUUACAAGAGAAGAAAUGCUUUCCGGAAGGUGUGGGGAUCAUUACACUGGAUUUACUGUUGCAGUGUUUAUCGACAGAAGUCACUUGCGAGUCCGGCGCGGCAUUAGCCGCUACCCUGGCUAAUGGAGGAUUGUGCCCCCUGUCAGGUGACCAAGUUAUAUCCCCCCACGCCAUCCGCAGUAGCCUUUCCAUGAUGCAGGUGGCUGGAAUGAAUGAUUAUUCCAGAACAUUUCAUUUCAGGACGUCUGUGCCUGCCAAGUCCAGUCAGUCUGGUGUUGUGCUGAUCGUGGUUCCUGGAGUUCUGGGACUUGUGUGCUGGUCACCUGGGCUGGACUGCAAUGGAAAUUCCUGGAGGGGUGUCCAUUUCUGUGAGGAGCUGGUUUCAACCUUCCAGCUGCACAGUUUUGACAUCAGGACUCCCUUCAGACAGGUGCUGUGUUACAGACAGUGGAAGGUGGAGUCAGAGGGAUACCAAAUCAUGAAUGUACUCUUAGCUGCUUACAGAGGGGAUAUGGUGUCUCUGCGCAGGUACCUUCUGUCAGGAGCAGAUGUGAAUGCUGUGGAUUAUGAUGGACGGUCAGCGCUGCACGUCGCAGCCUCUGAGGGCCGUCUGGAUGUCAUCAAGUUCCUGGUGGAGAACGCAGGAGCAAACUACACACUCAAGGACAGGUGGGGUAACACCGCAUUACAGGAGGCCAUGAGAUGCAAUCAAGACCCCGCCAUCCAGUGUCUGAAGAAAUACACAGAUCAUGAAAAGAGUUCAUAAUUGGGUGCAUUAAUUUACAGUUGAUAUUUACAUUCGAGAUAGGUACAGAUAGGUAGAUACGGAUUAUAUUUAGAAUGAAGAGGAGGUUAUAAAGAGCAGCAAAGGCAACAGUCUCAGACAAACACUCACUGCUUAUUAGGAAUUAUUAAAAGAGACUGAAUCCUUGUUUUCCUAAUAAAUGCAGCAUGUGUUUACUGAUUCAUUAUGAAUGCAUCUGCACAAAUUCCAGUGUCCUCAUAUUUUUGCUGUAGCUGUUGGGUAAACAUUUAAACCGUGGUCUCAAGGGUAUUUUCCUAAAUGUAAGGUUGGGGCAAGUUGUCACAUGUUUUAUCAAUGUUCUGUGUUAAAAACAGUUUGUUUGGUCAAUUUAAUGCAUCCUUGCUGAAUAAAGUAUUAAUUUCUUUA
This is a messenger RNA of Ctenopharyngodon idella (grass carp), 2853 nucleotides long. It is a transcript of the gene glsl, whose product is annotated as glutaminase like. NCBI's taxonomy places the organism in Eukaryota, Metazoa, Chordata, Actinopteri, Cypriniformes, Xenocyprididae. Gene Ontology annotation, biological process: L-glutamine catabolic process. The record is from RefSeq and is a predicted model, not a curated record. Gene Ontology annotation, molecular function: protein binding; glutaminase activity.